CCUACUGUAAGGUUACUGUAGCCUAUGAUGUUGCAUGCCGCGUUGGCGUAGGCUAUCGGAAGUCAACAUUCUGGUUGUCAUCUGUCAGGGCCAGGGAUAGGCUUCUUACAACCGAAACAUAGGCUCUACCUGCGAAAUGUGUGGCUUUUCUAAGGAGUCCUGGAUGUGACUCCCCUGUAACCUCAACUCUCUCAUGAUUGGCCGAACCAGCAUGAAAUGAGAGUAAAUUGCACGUCACCUAUAGAAUGUGGAGAUUUGCGAUUGCGAUUCGCUAAUUUAAUUAAAGAUAGGCCUAUAGGCUGAACAUUAUUAAGCUAUCACAAAUGAUCACAAAUAAUGUUAUAGACUAAUAUGCAGGCCAAUGUUUAGGCUAGCCUAUGCUUAUCAGUUAAAAGGUUAUGGAACAUUUGUGGAGGCGAAUAAUCGAUAAUUUCAUGUAGUUGAUGUUUUAUGCAUCCAAAAUAUUCACGUCGGUGAUUAUUGAUCAACAUUAUCCACGUUUGAGCUGUCACAUAUAAGAUAGGCUUAUUAUUCAGAGCCAAGUGACGUUGCAGCAGGGAUUCCCGUGCUGUGAGCGCCUCACUCACCUUUGGACUUCUAAUGCGGUCGGCACAUCAAGGACCUGGAAAGUGAAAUGCUUUUCAUAGGUUGUCCAUGGAUGCAGCAUAAAUUCCCGCAGUAUAGCAGGAACUAUUUGACCUUGCUGGAAGAGAUGGGUGAGAAGAUAACAGAGGACAACGUGGGACUUAAUUUCCCUGAUGAGCUGUACAGACUUGCAAGAAAGUCACAGCCUGAGAGGAUCAUCUGGUUCAUAGCCCAGGUGCUGGACGAGGUGUCGCUCCUGCUGGACGAGAAUGUGACCGCCGUGGCCUGGGACCAGAAGAAGCUGAAGGACUUCAUGAGCACCCUGGACACACAACUGGUGGCAACUCAGUCAUGUGUUAGUAAGACUAAAGGGAAUAAGAGACUGCACCUGUAUUUCAAGAAACUGAGAAAUGAAACACUGGGGAAAAUGGAGGACAAGGCCAAGGCCUGGGAGUUGAUCAGGAAGGAGGUUCACCGCCACCUGACGAAGGUCGACCUUCUGGCCAGCACACGCCUCUAAACACCAAACCCUGCCACAGCUACAGCCAAUGGGACUGAGGAUGCACCAGGACUACUGAUGUACUCUGAACUUUCUGCUCUAAAUGAUUCUGAGGUGGUCUAGGUUUAUGUAGUGUUACAAUUAUUCAUU
Molecule: messenger RNA, 1234 nt
Organism: Alosa alosa (allis shad)
Lineage: Eukaryota; Metazoa; Chordata; Actinopteri; Clupeiformes; Clupeidae
Gene: ifnphi4
Product: interferon phi 4
Exons: 6
Coding region: 635-1105 (156 amino acids)
Biological process (GO): defense response
Cellular component (GO): extracellular region
Molecular function (GO): cytokine receptor binding
Source: RefSeq, a predicted model, not a curated record